Molecule: messenger RNA, 2544 nt
Organism: Zootermopsis nevadensis
Lineage: Eukaryota; Metazoa; Arthropoda; Insecta; Blattodea; Termopsidae
Product: glycolipid transfer protein
Biological process (GO): intermembrane lipid transfer; ceramide transport
Cellular component (GO): cytoplasm; cytosol; membrane
Molecular function (GO): ceramide 1-phosphate transfer activity; ceramide 1-phosphate binding
Source: RefSeq, a predicted model, not a curated record
AAAUACCACUGGAUAACAUCCGUAUGGAAAAAUAAUAAAAUUUAUUGACUCCAAGAGACUGGAGAAAGUGUGUACUACAGAAAACCGGGAUGUGUUACAGCGUCAUAACCAAUUCCAAACACUCAGGUUGCCCACGUGUUUCAGUGUUAUCUGCUUCAAAAGGAAACAAUCCAUUCGCAGACAAAAUGUCUGCUCCGAAUGGUGGAAUACCGUCAGAAGAAGAAAAGAACUUUUUUAAUAGCGUACAGAUUCCAUUUCCAGAAGUAAUUGAUGGAAAAAUUGAUACUUUACAAUUUUUAGAGUCUUCCAAAGGGGUUGCUAGUCUUAUAGAUAAAUUUGGCAAAGUAUUUGGUCCUGUGAAAUAUGACAUGACAGGCAACAUUGAGAAACUUACUCAGCGAUAUGACACCAAUAAAGAUAAACAUAUGUACCUGAACAACAUGAUUUUAAGUGAAAAGGAGUUAGGUGGAAAUUAUGCAACAGAUGCACUUCUGUGGCUGAGAAGAGCCCUUCAUUUCAUCCAUAAGUUCUUCCAUUGUAUAUUAGAAGAUUCUCGGCAAGGUAAGAAAUCUGAAGACUUGAUUCCAUUUCUGAAGAAAGCCUACAAGGAAACACUAGAAGCAUACCAUGGCUGGAUGGCCCAGAAAUGUUUUGGGCUGCUAUCUCGGAUGUGCCCCUCACGAAGUGAGCUGAUGAGGACGUUAGCUUUAGGGCGAGAAAAUCGUGAGGAGGCAGUGCUACGUGAAAUGGCAAUCUUCCUUCAAGGAUUAGACUCAAACAUACAAGCAAUUAUACAACUUUAUUUAGAAAAUGAUUUGGAAUCCAAUGCUAAAGUUUAAAUACACGUUUACUGUGCUAAUCAGAGUUUUUAUUAUCCAUUUAAAUUAUCAACUAAUGGAGCACAAUAAGGGGUAAAACUGGGUUUCUGAAUGCAUCAGGGUGGCUAGGUUAUUCAAUAUUUUCCAGCUCAUUGUGAUAUCUCUCACUUUUUUAUAACUUGGAAAUGUUUCUAAGUAACAAUUUCUUUUAAGUCCCUAAGUACUAGUGAGAAAGAGAUGGUGAUAACUAUUUUGCAGGUUAACCCUUUGUGGUCCUAUGUCGGACUGAGUCCGCCACAUAUUUUACAAAUUUUUUACGUGAUCUGGAGUCAAACUGAGGCUGGCAGUGUCAGCAUAUCAUUCAACCUUCUUCUUUGCACUAGUCCUAUCCAAGUUUUCCUGGUAAGACUUUGUGUAACUUACAAUAAUGGAAGGAGGCAGGAGGGAAAGGUCGUUUUAUUCUGAUACAUGUCCAAGGAAGCCAGGAUUCCACACCAAGUGUUUUGCCAUUCAUCAUAUAAUGAAGGAAUACCAUAUAGUAUGUCUAGCUGUCAUAUUUACUCAGAAUAGAAGUAUUUUAUAUCUGAUAAAGUUAUAAAACAAAAAUCCCUUCUUCCUAGUAGGAUAUUAUAUUUUUUUAAUUAUUUUUGACGCAUAUAGCAAUCCACCACUGACAUAUGCAUAUUCAUUCAUAUUCGUAUCAAGCAUUCUUUAGUGACUUCAUCGUUUACACUUCAAGUUCUGUUUCACUUUUGUGGUGUUGAACUUGGUAUUGAUCUUUAAAACACAAUCAGUGCAAAAGGAAGCAUAGCUCUGAGAUUAUGAAAACCAAUGCUUAUACAUUGUAUAUCUGCAUGCAGUAAGAGAUGCUUAGACGUCGCCAAAGUCAUAUCUAUCGACUUGGACUUGCUUUGUUCUCUACCGAAUGACAUUAAGCAGAAAGUCAACAGUUACUCUACGUCUCACUAAUGACAGUGGUACAGUCCGUGAAAAGUAUUUCACAUGGUCAGUAUUCAAACAAGGGGGACUGUGAUCAUUUCAGAACAUAUUUCCACCAUAUUUAGCAAAGUUUCUUCUGUUUUAUGCACGUUAUAAAAGAAACUCAAACCAGUUCAUAAUAGUAGUUGAAUUUAUACAGCUUAGUGGUAUUUAAAUAGACAGCAGAGAGCCAUAGUUAUAUUUAAAAGGGACCGCAAAGGGUUAAUAAGUAUCACGCUUUAAGAGAAAUGUACAGUUUUUUAGAUUUUUUGUAUAAGCUGAUUAUUGUAUUGCAUUUUAUAUUGGUACUUAAUCAUGUAAAUCAUUUGUGCCAUAUGACAUGAAACUGUGGCCUAUGAUAGUGAGGAAUAUUUAUAAAGUGUAUGUUAAAUAAUUCAUCUUGAGUUUUCCAGUACUGUAAACAUGAAUGUGAAUGAGAUUCCCAUCCAUGGAUUGCAAAUUAUGCAACUAUGGAAGUACAGUUGUUAAGCCACCACUUUGGAUAUAAAAUAUGUAGUGUGUAGAAUACAUAAAUUUAAUCUGUAAGAAAGUACAGAUAAGGAGUUGCUCAAUAUUAUUGUGAUGCACACAUGAGGUAUCACUUGAUUUUUCAAGAUUCUGUUUUAGUAUAUGACACUGAAAGCUAUGAAUAUGAAUAUAAAAUAACAUGAUUUUUCCAAAUGGAAACUCAGUUCUGUAAAGCAUGGGUAAUUAAUAUUUGAAGAAUAAACAUAAACUUUUGAAAUAA